GUGUGUGUGUGUGUAUGUGAGAGAGAGAGAGAGAGAGAGAGAGAGAGAGGAAGAAAGAGAGUGGGAGAUGAAGACAAUUCACUUGCUAGGUUAUUUCCUUUUGACAACUCAGAGAAUUUCAGAAUCAAGAUACGAGAAGAAACAAAGGAUGAUGAAGAAGACAUUUGUAUGUGAUGAAUCAAUGUUCAUCACCAUUCCCAUUGGCAGUCUAAAGGAUGCUCAAGAGGGUCAACUGAUGCCGGAGAAGUUUCAGUGUGUGUACAGAGACUCCUACAAGGUCUUUGUUGUUAAAGGAAAACCUAAACCUCUUGGAGCAGCCCAAGCCAUCGCUGGUGUGUUCAUUGUGACUCUAGGUCUGCUUUUUACAGACCUCAAUCACAGGUUCCCCGUCUGGACAGACACUCUACCCAGUAUUCUGUUUGUGGUCUCUGGCAUGCUGUCCUAUGCUGCUGGAAAAUCUCCAAACAUGCAUGUGACAAAGCUGUCAUUCUCUGUGAACAUCAUCAGCUUCUUCUGGUCAGUAGCAGCAAUUACUCUCUGCGCUAUUUCUAUGUCAAAUGACUACAAUCACCGCAACCAUAAGGUUUAUAUGGGAAUGAAGGGACUAAUUAUGACUCUGCUGGUUGUUGAAAAGUUAAUAGCGGUAUACUUGAUCUACUGGUCAAGUAAAGCUAUAUGCAGACAACAUUUCAACUCUUUGCCCAUCAUACUGCUGAAACAGGCAGACUGAAUAUACAGGCUUUAUUGAGCUCAACAAACCAACGACCAAACACCUAUUUACAUAGGGUGUCAAUGCCAUAUAACACACAAAGAAUGUUAAAUUAACUAUUGUUUUCAUUACAGAACAACAACAGAUUGCAUGUGAAUGAGCCACUUCUUGGAUAUAGAUUAUUUUGAUGAUUCUUUGAAAAAUCUGAAUUAUUAAGAGAAAAAUACAAUCAAGUUUACUGAUACAGAACUGUGCUUCUGUACAUUUCUAUAAUUUAUCUACGCAUCUGUUCUUAGACUUCCUUUUGCUGCUGUGCUAUUUCAAUUCCCCUGCAUAGUUUAUCUUAUCUUAUCUUGAAGAAUGUUGCAUUGUAUUGUCUCAACUCCAGGAGGUUUAGUUCAUAUUUUAAAAUUUCGUGUAUGUUUUUAACCAGUGGCACAUCAUUUAAACUGUCCUUUUUACUGUCUGCAUGCAGCCUGAGAUCAUCAUCAUCAGCUCAUUUGUCUUAUCCUGAUUAAAGUAUAAAGUUGAGCCUUUUGCUGUCAUGACUCCUGGGCUUUGAGAUGACAGAAUCUUGAACUCAAGCAGAGAGAGUCAAUAUAGUCUUUUGCAUAUGUAGAUUUUUUUUCACUGAUAUUUAAUCAUUUUUUGUUUUUACUCUGAUCUUUGUGAAUCACGUUAUGACUUUGUUUAAGGCAAAUAAAAAUGAUUAUUUUGU
Molecule: messenger RNA, 1427 nt
Organism: Micropterus salmoides (largemouth bass)
Lineage: Eukaryota; Metazoa; Chordata; Actinopteri; Centrarchiformes; Centrarchidae
Exons: 7
Coding region: 68-730 (220 amino acids)
Cellular component (GO): membrane
Source: RefSeq, a predicted model, not a curated record